Babjeviella inositovora NRRL Y-12698 is the source of this 714-nucleotide messenger RNA. RefSeq names its product Kar4p (gene KAR4). The annotation marks the transcript as partial. The record is from RefSeq and is a predicted model, not a curated record. Lineage: Eukaryota; Fungi; Ascomycota; Pichiomycetes; Serinales. Gene Ontology annotation, cellular component: RNA N6-methyladenosine methyltransferase complex; nucleus. The transcript is spliced from 2 exons. Gene Ontology annotation, molecular function: mRNA binding.
UACCCGAAGCAACAAACUUUAUUCCGCUUGAAGGAACGAGAUCAGAGCACGGCCCAACAACCGCUGUACGGCUGUCGGGUGCGGCCGAAAGACGUGUGCUCCACCUUGGUCAAGUGGAUCCUCAGGGAUAAGCUACAGUUCGACGUGGUCAUGAUUGGCACCCUAGCCGAAAAUCAGUUUAUUUAUCCAUUGCUUGCACAGCUUCCGAUCCACAAGCUCUGCUCCAAAGCCGGCUCCCUCUUCAUCUGGGCUUCGGCCCAAAAGAUUCAGGAACUUUCAAGCAUUCUCAACAGCGCCUCCUGGAGUAAGCAAUUUAGACGGUCUGAGGAGUUGGUCUUUAUGGCUAUCGGACAGGAUUCGCCGCUCUAUCCGGGGCCGGUUCCAGAUUCCACCGCGGAGCCGGUCCAAUGGCAUUGUUGGAUGUGUGUGACACAGUCUGCUAAAAUGUCUCUGGAUUACCGGCUGGUCAACUGCCACAUUGAUACAACCAGCACCGUCUCCUCGUCCUUUGAACCCAAAUCAUGCAUCCCUAGCCAGCUAUACAAGGUAGCUGAAAGCUUUUCCACCAAGGAACGAAGACUCCACAUUAUCCCCUCGCAUAUCGGAGGCCAAACACCGAUCAAACUAAGACCAGGAUGGGUCAUUUUGGCGCCUGACGUCACCCAGGACAAUUUCCGAGCAUCGACGUACAUGGAGAGUACGCGGGGCUUGUAG